Messenger RNA from Carassius carassius (crucian carp), 5438 nucleotides. Its product is annotated as gamma-aminobutyric acid type B receptor subunit 1-like. Gene Ontology annotation, biological process: gamma-aminobutyric acid signaling pathway; G protein-coupled receptor signaling pathway. The record is from RefSeq and is a predicted model, not a curated record. The transcript is spliced from 25 exons. Gene Ontology annotation, cellular component: membrane; G protein-coupled receptor heterodimeric complex. NCBI's taxonomy places the organism in Eukaryota, Metazoa, Chordata, Actinopteri, Cypriniformes, Cyprinidae. Gene Ontology annotation, molecular function: G protein-coupled GABA receptor activity. Bases 281 to 3244 code for a protein of 987 amino acids.
AGAGAAGGAAGGAAGGAGGAACAGGAUGAGCGCUGUGUAGAUAAUGUUUCUCUAUGUAGCCUGUGAUUUACACCUGCGAUGAUUUAAAGCAAAGCAAUACAGAUCCAUCUCUAAAAGCCAUAAAACAUUCCGCAAAUGUGAUGCACAAAUUUGCACAAUCAAAGCGACAUCGGGCUUAUAUUGAGUGGAUGUUAUAAUUAAACUCUCCGUGAACGGAUAUUGUGUUUAUUUUCUUCGGGUCGGUCCUGCUGGAGCUGCACCGGGCCUUUGCUAUGCAGUAAUGGAGCAGCUAUUAUUUCUUAUGAUUUUCUACUUGCUUCCUACUCUCAUCUCGUCCAUACAUAAUUCAACGACCGGAGGAUGUGCAAUCAUUCGUCCCCCCAGAGAUGGAGGCAUUCGCUACAGAGGACUCACUCAGGAACAGAUCCGCAAUGUGCAGAUCUUGCCAGAAGACUAUGAGAUAGAAUAUAUCUGUAGAGGAAGUAGAAUUAUUGUGGGGCCCAAGGUCCGAAAGUGCCUCCGCAAUGGCACCUGGACUGACAUGAACCAACUCAGCAGAUGCUUAUUGGUUUGCCCGCGUUCCUGGAUGUCUCUGGAGAACGGGAGGGUGGCGCUGCAGCCCCCAGGACAACCAGUAGAGGGCACUGCUCUUCAUUACAGCUGUCAUGCUGGCUUCCUAUUGGAGGGUUUCAGUAUCUCACACUGUACCAAGCUGGGCAAAUGGGACUCUCCUAAACCAUUCUGUGUCUAUGACAGUAACUAUACAGGCAAGAAGAAACUGUACAUCGGAGCUCUGUUUCCCAUGAGUGGAGGAUGGCCCGGUGGUCAAGCGUGUCUCCCCGCUGCCCAGAUGGCGUUAGAUCUCGUGAACAACCGGACCGACAUUCUGCCGGACCACGAGCUGGAGCUAAUUCAUCACGACAGUAUGUGUGAUCCAGGAGAGGCCACUAAACUGCUGUAUGACUUGCUGUACACAGAGCCCAUAAAGAUCGUCUUGAUGCCGGGCUGCAGCUCUGUGUCUACGCUGGUGGCUGAGGCAGCACGCAUGUGGAACCUUAUAGUGUUUUCAUACGGCUCCAGUUCUCCAGCUUUAUCCAACCGUCAGCGCUUUCCCACUUUCUUCCGUACGCACCCGUCAGCAACUCUGCAUAAUCCCACACGUGUGCGGCUCUUCCAGAAGUGGGGAUGGACCAAGAUUGCCACCAUCCAACAGACCACUGAAGUUUUUACCUCAACUUUGGAUGAUCUGGAGGAGUGUGUGAAGGAGGCCGGCAUCGAGAUAAGCGUUAGACAGAGCUUCCUCACGGAUCCCGCAGUGGCUGUCAAAAACCUGAAGCGUCAAGAUGCAAGAAUCAUAGUCGGCCUCUUUUACGAGACUGAAGCCAGAAAGGUGUUUUGUGAGGUCUUCAAAGAGAAACUCUAUGGUAAGAAGUAUGUUUGGUUCCUCAUCGGGUGGUAUGCAGACAACUGGUUUAAGAUCAAAGAUCCAGCCAUCAAUUGCACAGUGGAGAACAUGACGGAAGCCGUGGAAGGGCACGUCACCACUGAAAUUGUAAUGCUAAACCCAGAGACCGUCCGCGGUGCCUCCAACCUGACCUCCCAAGAGUUCCUGGCCCAGCUGAUGUCACGUCUCGGGGGGAAGAACCCAGAAGAAACGGGUGGAUUUCAGGAAGCUCCGCUGGCGUAUGAUGCUGUGUGGGCUCUUGCACUGGCCCUCAAUAAAACGGUGGCCCCCCUUAGGGCCAAAGGCUGGACAUUGGAGGACUUCAACUACAACAACAAGGAAAUCACUGCUGAAAUUUACCGAGCCCUCAACACCAGCUCAUUUGAAGGAGUGUCUGGUCACGUCGUGUUUGAUGCUCAAGGUUCACGUAUGGCCUGGACUCUCAUUGAGCAACUGCAAGGUGGGAGCUACAAGAAGAUUGGAUACUAUGACAGCACAAAAGGCAACCUGUCCUGGUACGGAAACGACAAAUGGAUCGGCCUUGGCCCUCCGGCAGACCAGACUAAGGUGAUCGAAGAGUUCCGUUACCUUUCCCAGAAGCUCUUUGUGUCAGUGUCUGUCUUUGCCGGGCUGGGAAUCCUUUUGGGCAUAGUCUGCCUCUCCUUCAACAUAUACAACAGUAGUGUCAGAUACAUUCAAAACUCUCAGCCCUAUCUGAACAACAUGACAGCAGUGGGUUGUGUGCUGGCUUUAGCAGCUGUCUUUCCUCUGGGCAUCGAUGGCCUCCAUGUUCAUAGAUCACAGUUCCCUGUGGUCUGCCAGUUUCGCCUGUGGUUGCUAGGACUGGGCUUCAGUUUAGCCUAUGGCAGCAUGUUCACCAAGAUCUGGUGGGUUCACACCGUUUUCACCAAGAAAGAUGAGAAAAAAGAGAAGAGGAAGCACUUGGAGCCGUGGAAGCUAUAUGUGACUGUUGCAGUUCUGCUGGCUAUUGAUGUUCUUUCUCUGCUUAUCUGGCAGAUCAUGGACCCUCUGCACAUAACUGUGGAGAAGUUCACUAAAGAGGCUCCUAAAGAAGAUCUGGAUGUGUUGAUUCAGCCUCUUCUCGAGCACUGCAGUUCAGAAAAGAUGAACACGUGGCUUGGUGUGGUGUACGGCUACAAGGGACUUCUGCUGCUGCUGGGAAUCUUUCUGGCCUACGAGACCAAGUCCAUUUCCACAGAGAAGAUUAAUGACCAUAGAGCGGUCGGCAUGGCCAUCUACAAUGUAGCUGUGCUGUGCAUGAUUACUGCUCCGGUGACCAUGAUCCUGUCCUCUCAGCAGGACGCCUCAUUUGCAUUCGCCUCUCUGGCCAUAAUCUUCUCUGUCUACAUCACGCUCGUGGUGCUCUUUGUGCCCAAGAUACGGCGUUUGAUCACUCGUGGUGAGUGGCAGUCGGAGCAGCAGGACACGCUGAAAACCGGCUCGUCCAACAACAACGAUGAGGAGAAGUCAAGACAGCUGGAGCGCGAGAACAGGGAACUCCAGAAGAUCAUUCAAGAGAAGGAAGAAAGAGUGAUGGAGCUGCGGAAUCAGCUCGCAGAACGUCAGGCCUUGCGUUCUCGUAGACGCCCGUCCGUCCAGAAUCAGAACCAGAACCACAGCGUCCCGUCGUCUCAGGCCGAACCCCCCAGCUACUCCCCCGCAACAGACAAACGCUCCCUACCUCCGUCCUUCUCCAAUUCUUCCAACCUGUACCAAGGCGAGGGCAAACUGAGCCGAAACAACUGCCACAACAGCCGUCUACCCCUGCUGUACAAAUGAGUACAAAUCCAGGACGGUGGAAUCUCAAGAAGGCAAUGAGCAAGGCCAAACUGCUGUCUGAAUGUUAGAGAUUCUGGUUGAAGCAGGAGUGAAGACGAGCUGAGUUACUUAAAUCAGGUUUGUUCACUUCUAUUAUUGUGCCCAUGCCCUUGACUUAAAUUGGAGUUCUUCAAGGGGAACUGACUGUUUUUGCAAUUGGACCUCUGUAAAUCCCUUCAGAUAAAGCGUCUUUUAAACACUAGGACAGGAGUGUUAAGGAAGGAUUGUGUGGGUGCUGGAGCCAGACGCGGUCAAACAUUUCUUUGAAUUAUUUUGUUGAGUGACAGCGAAGGAAGAAGAGCGUGUCUCCGUGCUUCGCUUAGCAUUUGAUGAGACUGUCACUUUAAUGAGACAGACCUUGCUUUGCGCCAGCAGACAGUAUCAGAUGAAUCGUUCUCUCUCUCUCAUCCAGUUCACAAAGGAAAUGAGACAAGGUUUUAGUUGAACCUGUGAUUUACUUACUCCUAAAGGUGUUUGACCCGAGUCUGGUCGAUACUCUAUUUUCCUUCUAUGCUUUCUCUCCUUUAAUCCCUGCGGCCGUGUGCCAGGGUGCUUUAAUGGCUGUUCUGUCCUUGUCUCACCCUCUCUGACUCCCUCUCUGACUGUUUUUAUGACCGUAGUAUUAGAAGUGAAGUGAAGUGAAAUGGAAAAGAAUGAAAGAAGAGUCUGUUUUAGUUUGGACUGUAUUUGCAUCCCUCUUAUUAGCAUACAGUCGCAAUGCUUUUGAUUAGAUCAUAUCUAAUGGCUUAUUUGUUCAUCAAACCAUCUGCAAUGUUUGUGAUUUGUGUGUUACGUCACAGUUUGAGUUAAAAAAAAAAAAAAAAGACAAGCACAGGCCUCUAAACAGCUUCUGUAGCUUUUGCACUUUUGGGCCAAAUCAAACAAACACAUCUCACAUCAUACAUCACAUCUAUCUCUAAAUUUAUUGCAAUUUUUACCAUAUAUUGAUAUUGAAUAAUGUUAUGCCUUUAACAGUAGACAAAUGAGUGCUCUUUACAAUUGUAUUCCUCCAGAUUAUACAUUUCUUCCCCCAAAUUCAAGACCAUUACUUGGUCUGUGCAAUAUUUUUAUUAAUAUAUUUAUUGUUUUUUCAAGUUAAAGUGUUCAAUUUUUUUUAUGGUUAAAAAACUAUACUUUUGUGCCUCUUUCAAGGAACAGUAAACAAAUAGUCUUCACAGUAGUUUAUAUGUGUUGUAAGGAUGAUACCACUCUUUUUGUAAAAUUUAAAAAUGAUAUUUAUUACCAUUCUGUAACAUUUAAAAUGAAAUGUUAUGCUUGGAGACUUUCUUAAUUAUAUAUCACCUCAUAAACACUGUCAUAGUGGCAGAAAAUCGUAGAAACUAUAACCAUAUCUAGAUCUAUAAAAAUUUUAUUGACUCUCUCCUCUUGCAUUUUUACAAAAAACUAUUAUUAAGUGGAGUCAAUGCUUAAACUUUUGUACCAGUGGACAAUAUCUAUGUAUAUUUAGAAUUAUUGCAAUAUUACAGUGGUUUAAUAUUUAUUUAAAUGAAUUAAAUUAAAUUAUAUCCUAUGGUAAGACAAUCACGUAAUACUUGUUUACACAAUAAUACAAUAUUUGGGGAUUUUAACUUAAGUUGUGCAUUGUUGCAUGUUUCAUUCUUGUAUGAAAAGUACUCAAGUAUAAACUAACUAACAAGUAGAGAUUCUCAGUUGGUUACUGGACAGCUAGGCAUGGUACAGAACAUAAUUUUCCUUCUAUAUAUCAGCAUUCUAGUAAUGUAGCUCAGGGUGUGUGACUAUACUGUAACACUUGACACACGGUAAAGGUACAAUCUGUGAUUACUGAAACAGUGCCUUUUGAAUGGAUGGGAGAGGUUCUUUGUAAACAUCUGAGCGGAGUCACUACUGACGUACACAGGAGGGUGGAUCUUAUUCUGAGGCAUUUAUUUCUCUACUGACUCUGUGGUUGUAGCAGUAAUGGAUUUUCCUUCAAUAUGUUUAAUUGUCAGUUGUGUGCACUAUACCACAAGGAUGUUUUUUGAUACUUCAAAGCGUAUAAAAGUAAUGUAAUUAAUUCCCAUGUAAUUUUUCAACUGAUAAAAAACUGUACGUGUGUUAGGUUUUAGAAAGUUUCUCUAAUUAUGAAAACUUUCUGGAUGUCAACAUUCAAUAAAAUCAUUACUUUGCACUGAGA